AUGUACACAUUUACUAUUACAUUGCCAAUCGCCAAUAAUGCGAGCGCAAAGGACAAAGUAGAUAGGCGUAUCCGAAGACCGUGGGGAACGACCGGUAUCGGCCCUUCGGCAAAACCCGAUCGAACCCCUUUUUUUCUCCGAUGCAUAUUAUCGCAUAUCGGUUCUAACCGUUCACUCGGAUUUCAAACACCUCAGUACGACCGUCGAUUCAGCGUUGGCCAUGUCACUAUCAGGGAACGAGCGUUAAAAACCUGUGAUCGCUAUCGGACUUCCACAACUUGUAUCAAUUCAAGUGUUCAGCAAAAUCCAUGUUACGGGGAAAAAAUAAUUGGAGUAUAUAUUAUGCAAAAGAACAAAUACAUUAAGACUUCAUGAUAAAAAAAAUUCACAAACUAUCAAAAUAUUUUACUAUUUUUAAAUUUUGAUGAAAAAUGAAGUCGUUUAAUUCGGAAAAGUAUUAU
Messenger RNA from Myzus persicae (green peach aphid), 461 nucleotides. RefSeq lists its product as uncharacterized. Lineage: Eukaryota; Metazoa; Arthropoda; Insecta; Hemiptera; Aphididae. The coding region runs from base 1 to 375 and encodes 124 amino acids. The record is from RefSeq and is a predicted model, not a curated record. The transcript is spliced from 3 exons.